AUGCUCCCUCCCAAAUCACACACAUCCCAAUCCACCGAAAACCUCCUCCUCAAGUGCCAAAAAGAAACUCACAAAAAAUGCCUCCCCCCAGAAUGGUCCAUCCACCCCCCCAACAAGGAAAUCCUUCCUCCGCCAGAAACCCUAGCCCUAGCCAUCCAGAUCGAAUCCUCGUCCCCAAACCGCGUCAAUUUCUUCGAGGCCGACUCCAACCGCCCCGUCGGGUCCAUCGGCGCCGAAUACCGCGGCUCCAUCGUCGUCGUGCCGUGGCGGCCCGGGCUCAAGUUUGUCUGCGUCGCAACGUGCCGCCGGAGAAGCGGCUGCCGCGUCGGGGUCGUGAGGGAGGCUAAAGGGAUUAUUAGAGCAGCGAGGAUGAGCAAGGACGCUGCUGUGGUUGCUGAUGCCGUUGCCGCGCAAAAUGCUGGUGUCGUCAAAAACACUAGCAGUAACAGUUGCCUUGACGUCCAUAAUAACCGUCAUAGUACGACUGUCUCUUCUGCUAAUGGUGGCAGUUCGACAAGGAGUCGUAUUCCCACUCUUAAAGGGCAACGCAUGAGUAUCAAGAGAUGUGAAAAUAGCAGACACGUGAGCGUCAACGCUUCCAAGAUCAAUGGGAAGAAAUCAAGAAUUCCAACGAGGCGAGCAGCAGUAGAACAAAGCUGUUAG
Trichoderma asperellum CBS 433.97 is the source of this 663-nucleotide messenger RNA. The record is from RefSeq and is a predicted model, not a curated record. NCBI's taxonomy places the organism in Eukaryota, Fungi, Ascomycota, Sordariomycetes, Hypocreales, Hypocreaceae.